Messenger RNA from Conger conger (European conger), 4132 nucleotides. Its product is annotated as E3 ubiquitin-protein ligase UHRF2-like. The transcript is spliced from 16 exons. Gene Ontology annotation, molecular function: protein binding; ubiquitin protein ligase activity. Bases 161 to 2815 code for a protein of 884 amino acids. Gene Ontology annotation, biological process: negative regulation of gene expression via chromosomal CpG island methylation; protein ubiquitination. Lineage: Eukaryota; Metazoa; Chordata; Actinopteri; Anguilliformes; Congridae. The record is from RefSeq and is a predicted model, not a curated record.
ACACCUCCUGCAAUAAACACUCUCCCCUGCAGAGCUGCUCGCAAUGGAGCACUGAACACUGCUUUUAUAGUCGUUUCCCUUUUCCCCCCACACCCCCUCAAUUGUUGAAAACUGUUUUAGAUAGCUAACAUUUUUUUUGAUAUUAUACAACACGGGAACGAUGUGGAUUCAGAUACGGACCAUAGACGGAAAAGAGACCCGCACCAUAGAAGAUCUUUCCAGAUUAACUAAAAUUGAGUAUCUAAGGCUGAAAAUUCAGGAGAUCUUCAAUGUAAGCCCGGAACACCAGCGACUAUUUUACAGGGGAAAACAGAUGGAAGAUGGCCAGACGCUGUUUGACUACAACGUUGGCCUGAACGACAUCGUGCAGCUGCUGAUCCGCUCCACGGCUGACCCGCCCGACAGCCCCCUGCUGAAGGACUGCGAAGGCAUGGCCUGUAGCUCCGUACAACCCCCUCUCCCCACCGCCCCCGUCCCCGCCCCCACCCCCGCCAUCACCAGCACCAGCACCAGCACCUCCACCUCCACCUCCGCCACCUCCGCCGUCAACAACAAUGGAUCCAAGACCUCCACUCCACCACCUGACAAUCAGCCCUCAACCUCCACACGCUCAUAUCUCAUAGAACCUGGUCUGGGAAACUACAAGAUAAACGAGUUGGUGGACUGCCGGGACAUCAGCAUUGGGGCCUGGUUCGAGGCCAGCAUCAUGAGGGUGACGCCGGCCUCUAAGGGACAAAAUGGCAGACCCAGCGCUUUGGCACAGGCUGGCAAGCCCAGCAAAAGGACUAACGGCAAGCUGGACCUCGACCAGAGCCUCUCCGCCACGGACAAUAACGGAAACUCUGUUUUUAACUCGGACAGUGCGCCGUCCACCUCUCACACGGACUGCAGAGACAAUGAGGAGGAGGUCGCGUAUCAUAUCAAAUACGACGACUACCCGGAGAACGGCGUGGUGGAGAUGUGCGCGGACGACGUCAGGCCUCGCGCCCGUACUGUGCUGAAGUGGGAGCAGCUGGAGGUGGGCCAGGUCGUCAUGGUGAACUACAACAUCGAGAUCCCCGAGGAGCGGGGAUUCUGGUUCGACGCGGAGAUCACCGCCCUCAACGAGGUCUCCAGGACCAACAAGGAGGUUCGGGUGAAAAUCCUGCUGGGAGGCCCGGGCGACGUGAUUGAAGAAUGUAAGCUCCUCUUUCUGGAUGAAAUUUACCGAAUCGAGAAGAUCGGAGCGCGCCCACUGUCUGCCGCGGACGGGCAGUUCAAACGGAAGAGCGGCCCGGAGUGUAAGCACUGCAAGGCGGACCCGGACUUGGAGUGCCGUUUCUGCUCGUGCUGCGUGUGCGGGGGCAAGCAGGACGCCCACAUGCAGCUCCUGUGCGACGAGUGCAAUAUGGCCUUCCACAUAUACUGCCUCAACCCUCCGCUCGCCACCAUUCCCGACGACGAGGACUGGUACUGCCCCACCUGUAAGAAUGACACCAGUGAGGUAGUGAAGGCUGGGGAGAAGCUGAAGGCCAGCAAGAAGAGGGCCAAGAUGCCAUCGGCCAACACAGAGAGCCAGCGGGACUGGGGCAAGGGUAUGGCCUGUGUGGGACGCACAAAGGAGUGCACCAUUGUCCCCUCCAACCACUACGGGCCUAUACCCGGGGUUCCCGUGGGCACUACCUGGAAGUUCCGAGUACAGGUGAGCGAGGCCGGGGUGCACCGGCCCCAUGUAGGCGGUAUCCAUGGUCGCAGCAACGACGGCUCCUACUCACUGGUGUUAGCUGGCGGGUUUGAGGAUGAAGUGGACAGGGGCGAUGAGUUCACCUACACGGGGAGCGGGGGUCGUGACCUCUCAGGAAACAAGCGCAUAGGGGAGCACUCCUUCGACCAGACCCUGACCCACAUGAACAGAGCCCUGGCACUGAACUGCGACGCGCCUUUGAACGAUAAGGACGGGGCGGAGUCACGGAACUGGCGUGCGGGGAAGCCGGUGCGCGUGGUGCGCAGUUCUAAGGGCCGACGCAUCAGCAAGUACGCCCCGGAGGAGGGGAACCGAUACGACGGCAUCUACAAGGUGGUGAAGUACUGGCCAGAGAUCGGUAAGUGUGGUUUCCUGGUGUGGAGGUACCUGCUGAGACGUGAUGACCUGGAGCCGGCUCCCUGGACCUCAGAGGGGGGGGAGCGCAUCAAGAAGCUGGGCCUCUCUGUGCAGUAUCCGCCCGGUUACCUGGAGGCCAUGGCCAAUAAGACCAAGAAGGAGGCCACUGUGCGCAGUGGCGUCCGGGGCAAGAGGCAUUCUGGGAGAGGGCGCCCGCGGACUCAGCCGCUGCCGAAGAAGGUGAAGGAGGAGCAGGCGGAGGAGGAGAGCGUGAUGGUGCCAGUGCAGGAACCGGACGGAGGUCACCAGAGCAAUGGCAGCCAGAAAACGCCCAAGGAAAUAGACGUGCCCGUGGAAGAGCCCCCGGUGAAGAGGCUGAAGGAGGUGGAGGCCUUCCAGCUCUCCGAGCACCAGCGCGCCCUGAUCCUGGAGGACGAGCCCAACAGGAAGCUGUGGGACGAGGCCCUGGGCUUCCUGAAGGAGGGACCGAACUUCCUGAGGAAGGUGGAGCAGACCUUCAUGUGUGUGUGCUGCCAGGAGCUGGCGUUUCAGCCCGUCACCACUGUGUGUCUGCACAACGUCUGCAAGACCUGCCUGCAGAGGUCGUUCCGUGCAGAGGUGUACACCUGUCCAGCAUGUCGCCAUGACCUGGGGAAGGACUACGUCAUGGUGCUCAACAAGACACUACAGGUGCUGCUUGACCAGUUCUUCCCUGGCUACAGCAAGGGUCGAUGAGCUGGCUAACCUCAUAUACAAAAUAUGAGGUUAGGGAGAAUGCACACACAUACAUACAUACAGACAUGCACUCACACUGCCACAUACACCCAUAGGCAGACACACAAAUAUUUCGAUAAACCCAUACAGUCUUACAUGACACAUAGCUGAUACAUACAUAAGGCAUGUAUGUACACCCACACCCACACACAGACUCACACAGACACAUCGUCCGUGGCCAGCCCAGCUAUGACUGACCCCCGACCCUUCUGGAAGUUUGACUGCCCCCUGCCGCCCUCUCGACUUCACCAGCCGGCUGUUCCCAGAACACCCCCCCUACGACUGCGUCUCCUCCUGGUGCACCCCCCCCCCCCCCAACGAUUAUGUCUUUUCCAGGUGCCCUUCCCCUGCCACGAUUGCAUCUCCUUCAGAUGCACCUCCUCCCCCCUACAAUCGUGUCUCCUCCAGGUGCACCUCCUCCUCCCUCGCCUCAGAAGACCGCCGCUGCUGGACCCGCACUGUGGCCCGUUAGACUCCCCCGCCAGGAGGUCGGAGUAACAGACCACACACACAAGCGAUGGAGCCCAGCGGCAGAGAGCUAGCGCUGGGGGUCAGUCCCCGGUAGUGGUGUGGGUGUUGGGGAAAUGGCUUUUUCCGUUUGUCACUUCAGAGGUGCACGGCCUCUCUGCUUCUUUUAAGUGUACGUGCCUGGUUCAGAAAACGCCUGCUCUGCCCGUCGACCCCUGUUUUCUGUGUCGUCCCUUUAAAACAUUCAAAGGAUUUUCGUUUAUUUUCUUUUCUUAUUUUUAAAGCAUAAAAUGCAACCGUUUUAAUGAGUAUGUUGUCUCUAAAGCAAACUGUGAUGUGCAUUGCCCCCUCUUACGGCUCUUAAUUUCUUUUAAAUUUUUUUUUUUAAACCUGUACCUGUUUUUUCUGCAAUGAUUGGCAAAGCUGUCUACUUUUGCGUGAGCUUUUCUGUGUUCUCUUCAAUCUUGUACCCUACAGUUUACUGCAGUACUAACAGUUUUAGAAGUCAUGUGGCUGCUUCGCUCUUGCAUUAUAGUGUUGUGUUAUAUGUUUUAUUGCACUUACUGAAGAAAAGAGAAAUUGAAAAAAAAAAAUUGUCACAUCUAAUUUCCAAUAUUACCAAGUAUGCCACUUUUCUAUAAUUUAGUUGCAUAUUAUAUUUUAAUCAUUAGUUCUUUGUAUGUGGCAACCUUACGUGCUGCACUGUCAGCCUGAAGCUACAUUGCUUCAUAUCGUGAUCUGAAAUUUUAUACAUGGUAUAAUACUUGAUAUGUACCUAUUAAAUAUUUUGAUUCCAAAAUGCAAACCAAA